Molecule: messenger RNA, 732 nt
Organism: Cryphonectria parasitica EP155
Lineage: Eukaryota; Fungi; Ascomycota; Sordariomycetes; Diaporthales; Cryphonectriaceae
Exons: 2
Coding region: 1-732 (243 amino acids)
Biological process (GO): mitotic cell cycle
Cellular component (GO): mitotic spindle; DASH complex
Source: RefSeq, a predicted model, not a curated record
AUGGCAGACGACGAGGCUGACCCCUCCGAGCUCUUCUCGUCACCCAUCAAACCCUCCGACCUGCCAUCCAGGCCGAGGACGCCCAGGACGCCCAAGACACCCCCACCUCCCACCAGCUCCAGGGACAAGGAGAAGGAGCCUUUCGAUGCAGAGGAGGUUCGAGAGGCAGCCCUCCGCCGGGAGCUGGAAGGGGUGCGGAACAUCAACGAGGUGAUCGAGGGGGUCAUUGGCACGCUGGAGAAGGCUAAGGGGAACAUGGGUAGCGUCUCUCGGACGGUCGACAACGCAUCCACCCUCCUCAACACGUGGACGCGCAUCCUCUCUCAGACCGAACACAGCCAGCGCCUCAUCCUCAACAAGGACUGGAACGGUUCCACGAGGGACCUUGAGGCCGUUGAGGAGGACAGACUCGAGCAGCAGCUGGCCGCGCAGCGCCGGGCCGAGGCGGAGGACCGCCGGCGCGAGGAGGCUCGCCGGAGAGCAGAAGAGCAGGAGAGGGCGCGCCUCGCAGGCACAACCACGACCGGCCGCGGGCGGGGUGUCCCUGGGGCGCGGGGCACGAGGACGACGCGGGCACGGGGUGUUCUGAGAGGUGGAGUGGCGAACAUAUCUGGGCUGGACAGAGGUGGCGCGUCUGCAUCAAGCUCGAGAGCCGGAUCCCAGAUAGGAAGGGGGUUCGGCGCGGGACGGACAGCGCGUGGGACCAGGGCGACAGGACGCGGCGUGAGAUGA